Molecule: messenger RNA, 3072 nt
Organism: Ostrinia nubilalis (European corn borer)
Lineage: Eukaryota; Metazoa; Arthropoda; Insecta; Lepidoptera; Crambidae
Gene: sff
Product: serine/threonine-protein kinase BRSK2
Exons: 25
Biological process (GO): intracellular signal transduction; protein phosphorylation; microtubule cytoskeleton organization
Cellular component (GO): cytoplasm
Molecular function (GO): ATP binding; protein serine/threonine kinase activity; tau-protein kinase activity
Source: RefSeq, a predicted model, not a curated record
UCAACCGUCAAACAUUUGACACGACUGGUCUGUCGGACCACGUUGUGGCUAUGAGAGGUUUUGUCGGCGCGCCGUGAAGUCUCAUCAUGGAAGGCGGCGGGUCUACAGCCUCCACCGAGGCCUACCAGUAUGUGGGCCCAUUCAGAUUGGAGAAGACGCUUGGGAAAGGACAAACAGGUCUAGUGAAGUUGGGCGUCCAUUGCGUCACUGGCAAGAAGGUCGCAAUCAAAAUCAUCAACAGGGAGAAACUCAGCGAGUCCGUGCUAAUGAAGGUGGAACGUGAAAUAGCAAUCAUGAAGUUGAUAGAACACCCGCACGUGCUGGGACUGUCGGACGUGUAUGAGAACAAGAAAUAUCUAUAUCUGGUUCUGGAACACGUGAGCGGAGGAGAACUCUUCGACUACCUGGUGAAGAAGGGCCGACUGACCCCGAAGGAAGCUCGGAGAUUCUUCAGACAGAUCAUAUCGGCACUGGAUUUCUGUCAUAGUCAUUCUAUAUGCCACCGGGAUCUAAAGCCCGAGAAUCUCCUGCUAGACGAACGGAACAACAUCAAGAUUGCAGACUUCGGGAUGGCCUCGCUCCAACCAGCCGGAUCCUUGCUGGAGACUUCUUGUGGGAGCCCCCACUACGCCUGUCCAGAAGUUAUUAGGGGUGAAAAAUAUGAUGGUCGCCGUGCAGACGUCUGGUCUUGUGGCGUCAUUCUGUAUGCCUUGCUUGUGGGCGCGCUGCCGUUUGAUGAUGAUAACCUGCGUCAAUUAUUGGAAAAGGUGAAGCGAGGUGUGUUUCACGUGCCUCAUUUCGUGCCUCCAGACUGCCAGCAAUUGCUAAGAGGGAUGAUCGAAGUCAACCCGGAGAAACGGAUGACGCUAGCGGAGAUCACCCGGCACCCGUGGGUGACGGCGGGCGGGCGCGGCGAGCUGGAGCAGGAGCUGCCGAUGAUGGAGGUGGUCCAGACGAGGGUGCUGCCGUCCGCCGAGGCCGUCGACCCGGACGUGCUGCAGGCCAUCUGCAGCUUAGGUUGCUUCAAACAGCGCGACAAACUGAUACAGGAACUUUUAAGUCCACACCACAACACAGAGAAAGUGAUAUACUUCCUGCUGCUCGAGCGCAAGCGGCGCCGGCCCGCGCGCGACGACGAGCCGCGCCCGCCCGCGCCCGCCGCGCCGCCCGACCCGCCGCGCAAGCGCCUCGACACCUGCCGGGUGAACGGUCAGUCAGCGCACUUCGGUCAAAUAAGCGAGGGCUCACCGAUCACGCCUAGAAGAUCACAGUUCAGGUUUGCCCGCAGCAGGUCUGCGUCCGGUCGUCGCCCCGAGGGCCGGUCGUCGCCGCAGCUACCCGCCAGCCCGCCAAGUCACACGCCGCACCGAGUGUCGUCGUUAGGAGGCACGCCCGCCACACCUGGUUCUCCAUUAGCAUCACCAUCAGUUAGAGAACAUCAUCAUCAGAGAGCGAACUCCACUGGGCCUACCAUCAGUCUCAAUAUAAGUGGUGAACCAGGUGAAGCUGUGAUCAUCAUAAACGAGUCUCCGAUCAUGGGGUCAUCAGUGGCAGUCAGGCCGCACAGUCCAUCGCAGUCACAUAGAGUGAGAGAGAGGUCGUCGCUGCCAGGCCCGCCCACAACGCAGUCGCCACCGCAGCCCACUCUGUUCCCUAACUUGGGCACAAUCACAGGCGUCCCGCCCGGCGGCGGGGCUGCGGGCGCGGCGGCGCCGUGGCGUGUUCGACUGGCCACCAUCAAAAACUCCUUCCUCGGAUCGCCACGGUUCCAUAGGAGGAAAAUGCAGGCGUCCUCCGAAGAAGUCCACCUCACCCCGGAAUCGUCUCCGGAGCUGACCAAGCGCUCCUGGUUCGGCUCCCUGCUGCUGUCGGCCGACAAGGAGGAGACCUUCACGGCGCUGGUGAAGGGCAAGCCGCUCGCCACCGUCAAGGCGGACCUCAUACACGCCUUCCUGAGCAUAGCGGAGCUGUCUCACAGCGUGCUGAGCCCGAUGUCGUUUCGCGUGGAGUACAAGCGCGGGUCCAACGCGCCUGCCAUGUUCCAACGGCACGUCCGGUUUCAGGUUGAUAUUUCGACAAUAACCAAAGCUCCCGGCGAGAAUGGGAAGGAGUAUCUGUAUGCCAUCACCUUCACGUUACUAUCGGGCAACAUCAGGCGCUUCCGCCGAGUCUGCGAGGUCGUCCAGGCGGCCGUGUGUCGCGCGCCCGGCGCGUCCCGCGCGCCCGCGCUGCACCCGCCCUCGCCGCGCGCGCCGCGCCGGCACAUACACCCGCACGCCGCCGGCGAGAUACCAGACAGUCCAGAGACGCCUCAUCAGCAAUCCGACCACGACAGCGACUCGUCAGUCAUCGACGCGGCCAAGAGUACCAGUCAUACUUCCAUCGACCAGCUGGAGCAGAAUGGAACUCACCCAUUGGGAUCCAGUUCGUCUGUCACCAGCGGAUCUAGUGGAUAUAAGGUAAAUAUACAUUAAUAAAUUAUCGUGCGAUUGCAGCAAAACGUCAGGCGGCGCGCCGCCGAGCCCGCGUCGGCGUCCCUCGACCACGAGAUCAUGAGCUGCGGCCGCGACCGCGACCGCGCCGACCGGGACCUGUCCGGUGCACACACGAAGCGGUCGUCGUCCGAAUGCAGAGAAGCCUCCUCCUCCCCCCGGCGCGGGCUCGAGUCCCGGGACAGCUCCAUCAAGGACGAGCUGCGACGGAACAACUCGCUCAGAGACCGGCGGGACAUUCUCUCGCGGGACAGAGACUCGGCGGUUCCCACUACGUCUAUUGCGUGAGGCUGUGUCGUGUCUACGGACGUGUUUCAAUUGAUUGUGCCGCGUCAACACUGUUUUUGUGCAAGGUUAGUUUUUUGUUUUCUAUACAGGGUUGCGAUGGGUAACGUUAAAAUGACUCGGUCAAGAUUUCUGCUGACAAUUUUACACUAAAGUACGGCCAGUUGGCUACUAGUUAGCAGCGAUACAAACGGUCGAUUCGACUGUCGAACUGACAAUAUAUUCUGUCUCUUCCCAUCUUGUAUAAUUGUCGUAAUAUCUCGUUCUCCCGCCAAAAUAUGUCAAAGUUAAACCC